AUGGGCGUGGAGGAUAUGUUCAAGUGGGGGAGCGCCAACUUCAGCGGGAUUUCCCAAGAAAUCAUCUACGUCACCGAUAUCUUCCACAAGGCCUACAUCGAAGUCGACGAGAAGGGGUCUGAGGCAGCGGCUGCUACCGGACUGGUGUUCUUCACGAGGAGCGGACUGGACUCGCCGCGGAUAAUCGUCGUGAACCGUCCUUUCCUCUUCUUCAUCACGCUCCACGCACCCAACGCGGACCUCCGGCAGGCCCCCCAGGCCAUCCUGUUCGCCGGCAGGGUCUCCAAGCCUCCCCCGCGUCUUUCCUCCUCCGCCUAGUCCCUUCUCCGUCCUCUGGAUCGAUCGAACUGCGUCGGUCGGGUCGUCGAUUACCUCACUCAUCGAACCGGAUGUUGACCUAGAGGAUUUGAGCACGGCUUCUGCGAAAUAUAAUGGCUGUUCUUACGUAC
Darwinula stevensoni is the source of this 449-nucleotide messenger RNA. Lineage: Eukaryota; Metazoa; Arthropoda; Ostracoda; Podocopida; Darwinulidae. The record is from the annotation of a GenBank genome assembly.